Schistosoma spindalis is the source of this 1944-nucleotide messenger RNA. The record is from the annotation of a GenBank genome assembly. NCBI's taxonomy places the organism in Eukaryota, Metazoa, Platyhelminthes, Trematoda, Strigeidida, Schistosomatidae.
AUGGAAAGUUAUUCAGAAGAUGAAAGAAACUUUCAAACUCCUGAAUAUCUAAAACCUAGAAUAAAUGGUUUAGAAGGAAAAUACAUUCAUUCUACACCAUUAUCUCAGUCUAAUCCUUAUCCAGUAUUUCAUCCAAUAUCAUCAAGUUUUACAGGAUAUAAAGAUCUAUUAACCAAUGAUAAAACAACACCUCUUUAUAUUCCAUUAUCAGAUGAAGGAUAUUCAUCAGUUGGAUCUGGUUCAACUCCAACUGGUUUCUCAAAUAAUUUAUCAACAUCUGAAGUAAUAAAUCAAUAUAAAGAUUAUGGAUCUAUUGGAUGUAUUCAUAAUUCUAUUAAUCAAAAAGAAAAACUAGAAAUUGUUGCAUUAGAAUUACUAAAUCAAGCUCGUCUAAUUCCAAAUUAUUCUUGUAAUAGACAUUUACAUAAUAGAAAUAUUUUAGGAAUGAAUGAAGAGAAUAAUAAAUCACAAAUAUCAUAUUAUAAAGAAUUUAAUGAUAAAUAUCAUUCAUUAUUACAAUCUAAUAUAAAAUAUGGAAAUUACAAUUAUCCAUCUAAUAAUGAAUGUAUUAAUUUAAGUCAACAAGAUUUAAAUUGUACAAAAUUAUUAUCUUCAACUAAUAUAAACAAUUUACAAUAUCAAAAUAAUAAACAAUCAUUCAAUGAUCAAUUGAAUUAUUCAAAACAAUUUGAAAAGAUUAAUAAAACUAUUAAAAAUGAUAAUAAUAAUAAUAAUAAUAAUAAUAAUAUAGAUAUUAAUCAAUCAAUUGAAAGUCGUAAUCAAAUAUGUAAUCAAAUUCUUAAUCAAGUUCGUCGUGAAAUGAUUCGACUUAUUGAUAAUAGUAUGCAUCAAUUAGAAACAUAUUUACAAAAUUAUCAUUUUAAAGAUUGGUAUAAUUCAUCGACAAUAUUAAAUUAUUGUAAUUCAAUGAAAUCUGUACAAUUAGAUUGUAUGCAAGAUUGUAAUGUGACUCCACUUAAUUUAAAAUUUACAAAAAGUAAUAAUGAUAUAGAAUUGGAAAAUGUUAAUAGUAAUCAAUCCAAUCAGAAUCCAUCAACUGAAGUUGAGUUUGUUCCUAGUGAUAUUGUAUCAUCUGAACAAAAAUCUACUAAUUCAAAGUGUACAACCAUAACAUCAAAAGAAUCAUCCACUUAUUCAACAAGAAUAAAACCAUUACGUUAUAAUAAUAAUAAAACACGUCGAUUAAGAAUUCAUCAAUUUAAUAGUCAAUUAUUUGUUGAUAGGAAUCAAACCAAGUUAAAUAGACUGUCGCCAGAUUGUAACAAGCGUCAGUUAAAUAAUGAUGUAGAAGAACCUCAAAAUAAAAUUCCUCAUUUAGAUGAAUCGUUAGAUUUAAGAAUUCAUCAAAAUGACCAUGAAGAUAAUAAUAAUAAUAAUAAAACAGAACAAAUUAUUUCAUCAGACAAUCAAUCAAGUAAUUGUUGUCAAACACGUUUGAAAAGAUCAAUAAUUAAUAGUCAAACUAGAACAGCAACACUGAGUGCAGCUCAUUUAAAAAAAGCUAAAAUGAUGUUCAUGUAUUCUCGUUAUCCAACAUCAAGUCUACUGAAGUCAUAUUUUCCAGAAGUUUGUUUUAAUCGUGGAUCUACUGCACAAUUGGUAAAAUGGUUUAGUAAUUUCCGAGAGUUUUUUUACAUACAGAUUGAAAAAUUUGUUCGUCAACAGAAAGCAACCGGUUUAAAAAAAGCAGAUGAUAUUAGACUAUCACGUGAACAUGAAUUAAUACGUAGCAUGGAAACACAUUUUAAUAAAGGAGAUGAAAUUGAAACUCCAAAAGAAUUUCUUGAAGCUAUUCAAAUUACAGUAUGGGAAUUUGCUGAUGCAAUUUUAAAUGAACGUGAUGUGAAUUCAUCAUGGAAAAAAACCAUUUAUAAAAAGAUUUCUAUAUUAGAUAUACAAUUUCCAGAAUUUUUUAGAUGUUAA